AGGGGAUCAGCUGUGCCAGUCCCUGAAGGCCACCCCACACUGACUGCCUGCCUGUAUGCUGGCACACACAGUCCCAAGCACUGCCAACACAGAGCUAUGCCUCCAGCCUUCCCUCUUCACCAAGUCUACUGAGCCGCUCUGGAUACCACUAAUGUCUAAGUAAACGGACGGCAAACAACCAGACGCAGAUAACCAUUAUUCUUUGUCUUCUCUAUCGAACAUGAAGCACCUUGCUCGGGGCUAAGAGGAGAGGGUAUUUACUCGUCUUGGUUUGUGGAAUUGGGAGAGUAUUAUUCUGUGUCUGUUGGACGUGACAUCUUGCGAUGCUGACUGGACACCUGGAGAAGAACAGUAGGGCUGGCUUUGGCCGGACGAAGCCGCUCAAGAUGAACAUGGUGAAGAGGAUCAUGGGUAGGCCGCGGCAGGAGGAGUGUAGCCCGCAAGACAAUGCACUUGGCCUCAUGCACCUCAGACGCCUCUUCUCAGAGCUCUGCCACCCACCACGUCACAUGACCCAGAAGGAGCAGGAGGAAAAGCUCUACAUGAUGCUGCCCGUUUUCAACAGGGUGUUUGGUAAUGCUCCCCCCAGCACCAUGACGGAGAAGUUCCAGGACCUCCUUCAGUUCACUACCCAGGUGUCCCGGCUCAUGGUCACUGAGAUCAGACGGAGGGCCUCCAACAAGUCCACAGAGGCAGCCAGUAGAGCCAUAGUCCAGUUCCUGGAGGUGAACCAGAGUGAAGAGGCGUCACGUGGCUGGAUGCUACUGACCACCAUCAACCUGCUAGCAUCCUCUGGACAGAAAACGGUGGACUGCAUGACGACCAUGUCGGUGCCCUCCACCCUGGUGAAGUGUCUGUAUCUGUUCUUUGACCUUCCUCACAUGGCCGAGGCCCCUGGAGCCACACAGACCUCAGAGCUGCCCCAGGCUGACCGUCGGGCCCUGCUGCAGAAGGUCUUCGCACAGAUCCUGGUGAAGCUGUGUAGCUUUGUCUCUCCUGCGGAGGAACUGGCCCAGAAAGACGACCUCCAGCUACUCUUCUCUGCCAUCACGUCGUGGUGCCCCCCCCACAACCUGCCCUGGAGGAAGAGCGCUGGUCAGGUCCUCACCACCAUCUCACGACACGGACUCAGCGUCAACGUCAUCAAGUAUAUCCACGAGAAAGAGUGCCUGGCCACAUGUAUCCAGAACAUGCAGCAGUCAGAUGACCUCUCACCCCUGGAGAUCGUAGAGAUGUUUGCUGGUCUGUCCUGCUUCCUGAAGGACUCCAGCGACGUCUCUCAGACCCUGCUGGACGACUUCAGGAUGUGUCAGGGAUACACAUUCCUCUGCGACCUCAUGCUCAGAUUGGAGCAGGCCAAAGAGGAGGACAGCAGUGAUGCUCUGAAGGAUCUGGUCAACCUGGUGACGCUUCUGACCACCUACGGGGUGAUGGAUCUCAAACCGGCCGGUCUCACCACUGGAGCUCCCUUCCUCCUGCCCGGCUUCGUACUCCCACAGCCUUCUGGGAAAGGCCACACGGUGAGGAACCUCCAGUCGUUCUCCGUCCUACAGAAUGCCUUCCUGAGGGCCAAGACGUCACUGCUGACCGGCACGCUGCUGGACGCCAUCGGCAACAUCUACGCUGCCGACCACGCCAACUACUUCAUCCUGGAGGCACAGCACACACUCUCACAGUUCGCUGACAAGGUGGCCAAGCUGCCUGACGCCCAGACGAAAUACUUUGAGCUGUUGGAGUUUGUGGUGUUCAGUCUGAACUAUGUUCCCUGUAAGGAACUGUUCAGUGUCAGCGUCCUGCUGAAGGGAUCUACGUCACACACCUGCAGUAUCACAGCUACCAGGACUCUGUUGAAGCUGAGUCGUCAUGACGCAGUGUUCAGUGACGUGUUGAGAGAGGUGGGGCUCCUGGAGGUGCUGGUUAACCUCCUGCAUAAAUACGCCGCCCUGCUCAAAGACCCUGCGACGCAACAACAGACUCAGCCACAGAACAACGAACACGGUGACUGUAAGAACAGCAGUGUAGCGGAGGAACAGAAACAGUUAGCCUGGCUGGUCAUGGAGACGUUGACUGUGCUGCUGCAAGGGUCCAACACUAACGCAGGUCUGUUCAGAGAGUUUGGAGGAGCGCGGUGUGUCCACAACAUCGUGAAGUAUCAUCAGUGCAGGGAGCACGCUCUGAUGAUCAUCCAACAGCUGGUUCUGUCCUCUAGUGGAGAUGAUGACAUGGGAACACUACUGGGCCUGAUGCACUCUGCCUCGUCUACCGAGCUACAGCUCAAAACAGACAUACUACAGACUCUCCUGGCUGUGCUGAGAGAAAGCCACCGCACACGGACCGUCUUCCGGAAGGUCGGUGGCUUUGUCUACGUGACGUCCCUACUCGUUGCCAUGGAGCGCUCUCUGUGUCAGCCGCCGUGUCACGGGUGGGAACGGGCCAAUCAGAACCAAGUGUUUGAGCUCCUGCACACCGUCUUCUGCACGUUGACCGCUGCCAUGCGUUACGAACCCGCCAACUCACACUUCUUCAGGACGGAGAUCCAGUAUGAAAAACUGGCAGACGCUGUCAGGCUGUUGGGUUGUUUCUCUGAGACCAAGAAGGUUGGAGCCACGGGAGUGUUCCCUUCCAACGCCCAGCCCUUCCUGAGACUGCUGGAGGACGACGGGGUUGCAGGGGGCGGGGGAGGGGGAGGGGACAACAUCUGCCCCGCCCUCAAACACUGCAGCAAGCUCUUCAUCUACCUUCAUAAGAUGGCCACCGACUCCUUCGACAGUCGUGCGGAGCAGGUUCCCCCCUGCCUCACUCACGAGACCUCCCUGCCAUCCCCCUGGGGUACGCCAGCGCUCGCCAGGAAGAGGCACGGCUACCAGGGCACAUCAGGCCCUCCUGCAGGGGUCAGAGCCUUGACGGACCUGAACAUGAAACUACAACUGGCCACCUCUUCCUCCUCGUCGGACUCGGUGGUCAUCCACCCGGGGGCGGGGCUAGCCAUGCUGGACCUGCUGGCCUCCGUCAGCUCCGACAGCCAACCAGAGCAUGCUCUUGACCUUCAGCUAGCAGUAGCUAACAUCCUGCAGCUGCUGGUCCACAGUGAGAGAAACCAGCAGAUCCUGUGUGAAGCAGGUCUACACAGUAGACUACUGCAGCGCUGCAGCCUGGCCCUGGGAGACGAGGAACAUCCCCUACACCCACCGCUGCAGAGGAUGUUUGAGAGGCUGGCCUCCCAGGCCCUGCAGCCUAUGGCCCUGAGAGAGUUCCUCCGGCUGGGUAACCCUCUGAACUGUGGAGCCUGGGACAAGAAGCUGCUUAAACAGUACCGCGUCCACAAACCCUCUUCCCUUAGCUACGACGCAGAGAUGAGAAACUCUAUGACUAUAUCGAUGGAGGGCUGUUUUGGUCCCGACACCGUGUUCACAGCGGCCGGCGAAGACAACAGUCAGUACCGAAUCAGCCGUAGCCUGGUGCGCUCGGCCGAGGGGAGCACCGUGCCGCUCACACGCGUCAAGUGCCUGGUCUCCAUGACAACGCCCCACGACAUCCGCCUUCACGGCUCGGCCGUCACUCCGGCCUUCGUGGAGUUUGACACCUCGCUGGAGGGCUUUGGGUGUCUGUUCCAGCCAAGCCUGGCUCCUCACAACGCUCCCUCUAACAAUGCCAACACAGGAGGAGUCAGCGAUGGAGCCGUGGUCUCUGGGAUUGGAGCAGGAGAGCGUCUGUUCCCCCCUCCGUCUGGUCUAAGCUACUCUACGUGGUUCUGUGUGGAGAGGUUCAGCACUGCCCCCCACACCCACCCGGUCCGUCUGCUGACGGUGGUCCGACGUGCCACCUCCUCAGAACAACACUAUAUCUGUCUGGCCGUGGUUCUGUCUGCUAAAGACCGGUCCCUGACGGUGUCUACCAAGGAGGAACUGCUGCAGAGCUACGUGGAUGAUUUCAGCGAGGAGUCUUCGUUCUUUGAGGUUCUGCCGUGCUGCGCCAGGUUCCGCUGCGGAGAGCUGAUCGGAGAGGGCCAGUGGCACCACCUGCUGUUAGUCAUGAGUAAAGGCAUGUUGAAGAACAGCAUGGCCACACUUUACAUCGACGGACAACUGUUCCAAACCACCAAGCUCCACUACAUCCAUAGUUCUCCUGGUGGUUCCGGUAGCACCAACCCGCCUGUGGUCAGCACCGUGUACAGCUACAUAGGCACGCCCCCUGCCCAGAGACAGCUGUCCAAUCUGGUGUGGCGCCUGGGGCCCACACACUUCCUGGAGGAGGGGCUUCCUGCUGCCAGCGUUGCGGCGGUGUACGAGCUUGGACCCAACUACACGGGCAGCUUUCAGGCCGUCUACCUGCUCUGUAAAGACUCUAAGACUGGAGAGCCUUCAUAUCCAGUCGCCUUGGUCCCAGAAGAGAAGGUAUCCUUCAGCCUGUACGCCCUCUCUGUCUCUGCCCUCACCGUGGCCAAGAUACGCAAGGUCUACAACAAGCUGGACAGCAAGGCCAUCGCUAAACAGUUGGCUGUGUCAUCUCAUGAGAACGCCACUCCGGUCAAGCUGAUCCACAAUGCCGCCGGUCACCUCAACGGUCCAGCACGCACCAUAGGAGCAGCUGUCAUUGGAUACCUGGGUGUGCGUGCGUUCGUCCCCAAGCCUGUGGCGACCAACCUGCAGUACGUGGGCGGGGCGGCGGCCAUUUUGGGCCUGGUUGCCAUGGCGCAGGACGUUGAGGGUCUCUACGCGGCCGUCAAGGCGAUGGUGUGCGUCGUCAAGAGCAACCCGCUGGCCAGCAAGGAGAUGGAGCGCAUCAAAGGCUACCAGCUGCUGGCCAUGUUGUUGAAGAAGAAGCGUCACCUGCUGAACAGCCACAUCCUGCACCUGACCUUCUCCCUGGUGGGAACAGUAGACAGUGGCCACGAGACCUCCAUCAUCCCCAACACCACCGCCUUCCAGGACCUGCUCUGUGACUUCGAGGUGUGGCUACAUGCACCCUACGAACUGCACCUGUCCCUGUUUGAACACUUUAUAGAGCUCCUCACUGAGUCCAGUGAGGCAGCGAAGAACGCUAAGUUGUUACGAGAGUUCCAGCUGAUUCCCAAGCUGCUGUUAACCCUGAGAGACACGUCUCUGUCUCAGCCCACCAUCUCUGCUAUCAGCAACGUAUUGAGUCUGCUACUGCAAGGGUUCCCCAACCCAUACGACCUGCUACGGUUUGGCCAGUUCAUCUCAUCCACCCUGCCAACCUUUGCUGUGUGUGAGAAGUUUGUAGUGAUGGAGAUCAACAACGAGGAGAAGAUAGAUGGAGGUAAUGAUGAAGACUUUGGGGGUCUUCUGUCGGCCAACCUGAUCCUGUUGAGGAACAGACUGCUCGACAUCCUCCUCAAACUGCUCUUCACAUCCAAGGAGAAAUGCACCGUCAACGCACAGGCAUGUGAGGAGUUGGUGCGUACCCUGGGAUUUGACUGGUUGUUAAUGUUCACGGAGGAGCACCUCCACUCCAGCAGUGUAACAGCAGCUCUGUGGAUCCUGGUGGUUCUGCUCAGUAACCAGCCCAUACUGACCAGGUUCAAAGAGGGACUGACCGGAGGCGAAUGGCUGGACCACACUGACUCUGUCCUCACCAACAAGAUCGGCACCGUGAUGGGCUUCAACGUGGGACGCAGCGCCGGCGGUCGCUCCACGCUACGGGAGAUCAACCGAGACGCCUGCCUUUUCCCAGGGUUCCCUGUUCUGCAGACUCUGCUGCCGAAACACACCAACGUCCCCGAGCUCUACUUCCUGCUGAUGGCUCUGUUCUUGCAACAACCCGUCACAGAGCUGCCAGACAGCCUCCAGUUUGACCUGGACUCUAUCUGGACCUUUAUCUUCGGGGUCCCUGCUUCCAGCAGCACCAUAGUGGGAUCCAUCCACAGUGUCUGCACCGAGGCUGGCUUCCUGCUACUGGGGAUGCUGAGGAGCAUGCUCAACCUGCCGUGGCAGUCUGAGGAAGAGGGUUCGUGGCUGAGGGAGUACCCGGUGACUCUGAUGCAGUUCUUCAGGUACCUGUAUCACAAUGUCCCGGACCUGGCCCCGAUGUGGCACAGCCCAGAGUUCCUGUGUGUCCUGGCUGCCUCAGUCUUCCCCUUCAACAUCAGGCCCUACUCUGAGAUGGUGAGUGACCUGGAUGACGAAGCGGGGUCACCAACGGAAGAAUUCAAGGCCUUCACCGCCGACACGGGCAUGAACCGUAGCCAAUCGGAAUACUGCAACGUGGGUUCUAAGACCUACCUGACCAAUCAUCCGGCCAAGAAGUACGUGUUUGACUUCAUGAAGGUGCUGAUCAUGGACAACCUGUGUCUGACUCCGGCCAGCAAACAGACGUCCACCAUAGACCUACUGUUAGAGGCGUCCCCAGAGCGCUCCACCAGGACACAGCAGAAAGAAUUCCAGUCCUAUAUCCUGGACUCUGUCAUGGAACACCUGCUGGCUGCAGAUGUCCUCCUAGGUGAGGAUGCAUCCUUGCCCAUCACCACUGGAGGGAGCUACCAGGUGCUGGUCAACAACGUUUUCUACAUCACACAGCGCGUGGUGGACAAGCUGUGGCAGGGCAUGUUCAACAAGGAGUCCAAGAUGGUGGUGGAGUUUAUAGUGCAGCUUAUAGGACAGGUUGGAGGACAUCUUUAAGGUGUCCCUCCCCACCAACGACAGAGGACAUGUAGAUAUCAGCACCGCUCGGCCUGCCCUGGAGGAACCUGCCCUGAAGAGCUGGCAGAACCACCUGGUCCAUGAGAAGAAGUGUAUUAGCAGAGGGGAGUCAGUGGCUCCGGCCAGCCAGUCCAAGCUGUCUCGGGUCAGUAGUGGUUUUGGUCUGUCCAAGCUGACCGGCGCUCGGCGCAACAAGAAGGAAAACUCCCUGAACAAGAACAACCUUUCUGUACAGGAGACGUUCCAGUGGAUGUUCACCCACAUAGCGGUGGUCAGGGACCUGGUGGCCAUGCAGUAUAAAGAGUACCAGGAGAGGCAGCAGAAUGUUCUAAAGUACGUGACAGAGGAGUGGUCGUCUAUAGAGUAUGAGCUGCUGAGAGAGCGGGGCCUCUGGGGCCCCCCCAUCGGAUCCCACCUGGACAAGUUCCUGCUGGAGAUGACGGAGGGGCCCUGUCGCAUGAGGAAGAAGAUGGUCCGCAAUGACAUGUUCUACAUACAUUACCCAUACGUCCCCGAGCCUGAACCCAGCGCUAACGGCCAAAUACCGGUAAAUAACAAUGACAUGCUCUACAUACAUUACCCAUACGUCCCCGAGCCUGAACCCAGCGCUAACGGCCAAAUACCGGUAAAUAACAAUGACAUGCUCUACAUACAUUACCCAUACGUCCCCGAGCCUGAACCCAGCGCUAACGGCCAAAUACCGAAGCCGGUGCGUUACCGCCGAGCGAUCAGCUACGACAGUAAGGAGUACUACAUGAGACUGCUGUCAGGGAACCCUGGGAUGUACCAGCACUCCAUAGAGCAGGACACUGAGGGAGAGACCACUCAGCAUGAACCUGGAGAGGUGCACGGAGAGGACACCAUCGCCAGAGUCAAAGGUCUGGUGAAGGCCCCUCUGAAGAGGUCACGCUCCACCACGGACAGAGCUGAUGAGGAACAAGACCUGCUUCAGGAACAGAUCUUAGAGUCAGGAGGACUGGACGAGGAACAGAGGACAGACAACACAUCACUGCUACGACUACUGGAGGAGGGAGAGAAGAUCCAACACAUGUACCGGUGUGCGCGGGUGCAGGGUCUGGACACGAGCGAGGGGCUGCUCCUGUUUGGGAAGGAGCACUUCUAUGUCAUAGAUGGUUUCACCAUGACCGUCAGCAGAGAGAUCAGAGACAUCGAGACGCUGCCCGCCAAUCUGCACGAGACCAUCAUCCCCAGAGGUGCGAGGCAGGGUCAGAGCCAGCUGAAGAGGACCUGUAGUAUCUUUGCCUACGAGGACAUCAAGGAGGUCCACAAGAGACGAUACCUGCUGCAGCCCAUGGCUGUGGAGGUGUUCUCAGGAGAUGGGAGGAACUACCUGCUGGCCUUCCAGAAAGGAGUCCGCAACAAGGUCUACCAGAGGUUCCUCGCCGUGGUUCCCUCUCUGGCUGACAGCUCAGAGUCCGUCUCAGGACAGAGGCCCAACACCAGCGUAGAGCAGGGGUCUGGCCUACUCAGCACUCUGGUAGGAGAGAAAUCUGUCACCCAAAGAUGGGAGCGUGGUGAGAUCAGUAACUUCCAGUAUCUGAUGCAUCUCAACACCCUGGCUGGUCGCUCCUACAACGACCUGAUGCAGUACCCUGUCUUCCCCUGGAUCCUGGCUGACUACGACUCUGAGGAGUUGGACCUAAACAACCCACGGACUUUCCGUAACCUGGCUAAACCAAUGGGAGCCCAGACCGACGACAGGCUGACCCAGUACAAGAAGAGGUUCAAGGACUGGGAAGACCCUACCAGUGAGACCCCGGCGUAUCACUACGGUACACACUACUCUUCAGCCAUGAUCGUGGCGUCCUACCUGAUCCGCAUGGAACCUUUCACUCAGAUCUUUCUCAGGCUUCAGGGAGGUCACUUUGACCUGGCUGACAGGAUGUUCCACAGUGUGCGUGAGGCCUGGCUCUCUGCCUCCAAACACAACAUGGCUGAUGUCAAGGAGCUCAUCCCUGAGUUCUUUUACCUGCCAGAGUUCAUGCUCAACUCUAACAACUUUGACCUAGGUGCCAAACAGAACGGUAUUCGACUAGGAGACGUCCUUCUGCCUCCGUGGGCUAAGGGAGACCCCCGAGAGUUCAUCAGAGUCCAUCGACAGGCUCUGGAGUGUGACUAUGUAUCGUCUCAUCUCCAUGAGUGGAUCGACCUGAUCUUUGGCUUCAAGCAGCAGGGUCCUCCGGCGGUGGAAGCGGUCAAUGUGUUCCACCACCUGUUCUACGAGGGACAGGUGGACAUCUACAACAUCAACGACCCCCUCAAGGAGACCGCCACCAUCGGCUUCAUCAACAACUUCGGACAAAUCCCCAAACAGUUGUUUAAGAAGCCCCACCCUCCGAAACGUGUACGUAGUAAAUCCAACGGGGAGAUGGCGGGGGGCAUGCCCGUCUCUCUCUCCUCAACCACUGACAAGAUCUUCUUCCAUCACCUGGACAACCUCAGACCCUCACUAGCCCCCGUCAAAGAGCUGAAGGAGCCGGUGGGCCAGAUAGUGUGCACUGAGAAGGGUAUUCUGGCUGUGGAGCAAAACAAGGUCCUCCAACCUCCUGUCUGGAACAAGACCUUUGCCUGGGGCUACGCUGACCUCUCCUGCAGACUGGCCAACUAUGAGUCGGACAAGGCGGUGGUGGUGUAUGAGUGUCUGUCAGAGUGGGGUCAGAUCCUGUGUGCCAUCUGCCCCAACCCCAAGCUGGUCAUCACCGGGGGAACCAGCACUGCCAUCUGUGUCUGGGAGACGGGCACAUCCAAGGAGAGGGCCAAGACCCUCACACUCAAACAGGCAUUGCUGGGCCAUACAGACACAGUAACCUGCCUGACAGCCUCGUCAGCGUAUCACAUCCUGGUAUCUGGCUCUAGAGACAGGACGUGCAUCAUCUGGGACCUCAACAAACUGUCCUUCGUCACACAGCUCAGAGGACACAGGGCCCCCGUCUCUGCCCUUUGCAUCAACGAACUCACGGGAGACAUAGUGUCUUCGGCGGGGACCUACAUCCAUGUGUGGAGCAUCAACGGCAGUCCCAUAGCCAGUGCCAACACCUUCACAGGCCGCUCACAACAGAUCCUCUGCUGCUGCGUGUCAGAGAUGAACGAGUGGGACACGCAGAACGUCAUCGUCACCGGACACUCCGACGGAGUCGUCAGGUUCUGGAGGAUGGAGUUCCUACAAGUCCCAGAAACCCCUGCUCCAGAGCCCAUCGAGCCCCCUGAUGUAACUGACUGCUGUACAGAGGACAAGCUGGCAGAGGGACCCGAGAGCCAGAACGCUGACGACGACAGCAGCGAGUCAGACGGAGACGAGCCCUGCCUCAGCACAGAGUCCAAACCCUCCCCUCUGCCCAACGCUGCAGCCGGGGGAGGAGCUGGGUCGGUUGGGGGAGGAUCAGGCAGCCAACCAGGCAGCACCGUCCACAGACCCAAAGUUCCUCGGGGUCCCGGUGCCGCUGGGGUUCGGACAGGGGCCUCCUGGUCAGUGGACAGCGGGUCAGAUGACUCCCGCCGCUGGUCAGACACCCUCAGCCUGGACGAGAAGGACGGCUUUGUGUUCGUCAACUACUCCGAGGGACAGACGGGACAGACACCACUCAAACCAGGGGUCCACCCUCACCCCCAGCUUCACCCUCCGCACCCCAUAGCAGGCCACGGGGGAGUCCCCCAGCCCAUACACCCCACCACCAUGGAGGCACGGCCCUAUAACCAGCUCAGAGCAGGAUACAGAUGGGAGCGACAGCUGGUGUUCCGUAGUAAACUGACCAUGCACACUGCGUUCACCCGGAAGGACAACGCUCAACCGGCCGAGAUCACAUCCCUCGCCAUCUCCAAGGACCACAGUAAGAUCCUGGUGGGUGAUGGUCGUGGCAGAGUGUUCAGCUGGUCGGUGAGUGACCAGCCUGGUCGUUCUGCUGCUGACCACUGGGUGAAGGACGAGGUGGUGGACAGCUGUUCAGGCUGUACCGUGCGCUUCUCCCUCACAGAGAGACGCCACCACUGCAGGAAUUGUGGACAGCUCUUCUGUCAGAAGUGUAGUCGUUUCCAGUCUGAGAUCAAGCGUCUGAAGAUCUCAUCCCCGGUGAGGGUCUGUCAGAACUGUUACUAUAACCUGCAGCACGAACGCAGCGCUGAGGACGGAUGCAGAAACUAACCACGGUCCUUGGUCCCACGCCACUACAGCGGAAAAACCUAUGUUGUACCCGUUCUCUCUCUCGCCCACCUCCCCUAAAAAUACCCCACCUGUGCACCCCUGUACACACACCUGUCCAGUAACCACAUGUAACGCACUGACUGACGUAGACUAAAAGGGAUCACCGAUUUGAACUGUGGCGAUUGUUUCCGUAACUGUGGUAGUUAGUUUAGUAUGAAGACGACUGGGGGGGGGGGGACACGGACGGACAGAUGGAUAGAAAAAGCCUAUCAAAUAGAGAGAGAAGAGUGUGAGGAGAGGAGGGUUCGUUAACAAUCUCAUUUCUCGCUUUCUUUCAGAGUCGCAAAAUAAAACGCUGACCCUCAGCUCCUUCCUCCGUGUAUCACCUUUAGAUCUUAGAGACCAACAGGAAGGGGGAAAGUCCUUCAGUUCAAAACUUGUUUAUAUUGUAAAUACUUAACAUUGACCUUUUUAACGAGCAGGAGGGGGAGGGAAAAAAAUAAUAUUAAUGGUUGUUGAGGACAAAAAAAAGUAAUUGUGACUAAUCACUCCCGGCUUUAAAAACUAAAGGAAUGUGUGUAAUGUUAGUCUAUAAUGUCACGGAAGCUCAGAGGGAAUGAGAACUGCUACGUUCCACAUGGCACCCUAUUCCCUAUGUAGUGCACUACUUUUGACCAGAGUCCUAUGAGAAUAGGGUGCAAAGAGCAGUCCACUAUAGAGAAUAGGGUGCUAUUUGGGAUGUGGGCGAUGAUAAUGACGGAGGACUAUGAAUGUUAGGAUAAUAAUAAUAAGUGUUUGUGGGUUGACAUUACAGUUUCUAGUUAUGCAAUGACUUCUUCAUUUCUUUAUAUAAUAUAUAUAUUUUUUUUUUUUACAAUGUGAAUUUGAUUUGUGAGUUGCCCACGGUGUCGAGCGAUUGCCAUUAAAGUGAGAUUGCGUCAUGUUUUUGUUAUUUUUUUUGCCAAAUUGUUUUUGAUAUAUAUCACGUUGUGUAACGCUGAGUAGUAUGUAUGAUGAGCUUAACCGUGUCGAUUUUUAUCUACCAUGCAGGCUUUAGUUUGGAACACGUAAACCCCCCCCCCCAGUUAAGGUCCCAGAUUAUGUUAUUGUUGUUGAUCAAGACUGGAGAAAAUAUCAGAUCAAAUCAAAUGUAAUUUGUCACAUGCGCCGAAUACAACAGGUGUAGAUCUUACCGUGUGAAAUGCUUACUUACAAGCACUUAACCAACAAAGCAGUUUUAAUAAAUAAAUAAUUGUUAAGU
Salvelinus fontinalis (brook trout) is the source of this 12079-nucleotide messenger RNA. RefSeq names its product WD repeat and FYVE domain containing 3 (gene wdfy3). Gene Ontology annotation, molecular function: protein binding; metal ion binding. The record is from RefSeq and is a predicted model, not a curated record. NCBI's taxonomy places the organism in Eukaryota, Metazoa, Chordata, Actinopteri, Salmoniformes, Salmonidae.